CAAUUAGAGGCUCAAAAAUUUGAUGUAGAUGAAUUAUUUCAAUUUACCAUGAAGAAAAAUUGGAAGGAAGUGCUGAGAAUAUGCAAGAGCUACCCUUCGGCUGCUUGCAACGCUAAGCUAACUAAAUCAGAAGAGACAGCUCUGCACAUUGCUGUCUCAAGUUACCAUGUAGGUGAAAAGGAAGCUCAUGCACUUGCAGCAACCAUAGGGCAACUGGUAGAAUCACUACCAGUGGGCCAGGCAGUCGAGAUCCUUAAAGCGCAAAACGACAAAGGAGACACAGCUCUCCAUCUAGCUGCAGCACUUGGCAGUGUCACAAUCUGUGAUUGUAUAGCCAGGAACCGCAAUCAGAUUUAUCGCGAGCUCAUCAUGAUCCGCAAUCGGAAGGGCGAAACACCAAUGUUCUUGGCAGCUCAUCACGGCCAUAUGGAAGCUUUUCAACUGCUUCAUCAGCUCUACAAUGGGAAUGCAAGCGAACCAGAUUAUUCACUCGGUAGAAGGAAUGAUGGGGAUACCAUUCUGCACUCUGCCAUAUCUGGGGAAUACUUUGCAUUGGCAGACCUGAUAAGUAUCAAAUACCGCAAGCUUGUCAAUUCUGUCAAUGAGGAAGGCUUUUCUCCUCUCCACAUCCUAGCCAGGAAGCCAAAUGUAUUUGAGAGCAGCAGCAAUCUUCGACUCUGUGAUCGAAUGCUCUAUCGCUGUGUAUAUGUCCCUGAGGUUAAGAACCGUCAAUCCAGAAGAGGAGACCGGAGAAGUUUAGAGGCGACCGGAGAGCACUAUCCCAAGAACUACCAGACGUGUGUGAACUUCAUUCGUCUAAUUUCGACUGCAUUCUGGCUAAUUGCUCCUCUUGGGAAAGGUCAAGAUCAAGGUCAAGGUCCAGGUACAGCAGAUCCAGAAGAGGGAAAAAUGGAAGGUCAAGCUUCUCGUGGAGAAGAUUCUGAUUCCAGACAACCGGGCAGUACAGAAGACAGAGAAAUUCCAAUAGAGGGAAAUCAAGGAAAAGAGCUCAAUGAUGAGAACACGUUUCCACCUAACUAUGCUACCUGCAUUCAGUUGUUCAAAUUUGCAAUCAACCUUGCACUAAUUAUUUUCGGAAUCGGCAUUUGGAAGAUCAGCAAGAUUGCGGAGAAGAAACAGAGGCACAAUAGGGCUGUUCGGAUGAUGGAUAAAUUGAUUGAGAAAGAAUCACGAUAUAAGUACAGUCACGAUGGGCAAAAUCCCAUAAAUGCUGCAGAACCGAUGUAUGAAGGAAGAUUUGUCGUUCCAAAAGCAGCACCAGAAACACCUGAUACUCCUUCAAGCUCGAAAGACAACAUCCCUGCAAGCAAAUCCAAAGACAAGAAAAACAAAAUUGAGAGUAAACCAGAAGCCAACCCCAAGGACGCUAAGGAGACAUCAAUAUUACUUGCAGCAAAGAUGGGUAUAUCAGAAAUGGUGGAAAAAAUCCUGAAAACCUUUCCAGUGGCCAUUCAAGACUUGGAUGCAAAUGGGAAGAAUGCCCUGCUCUUGACCGUUGAGAACAGGCAAAUCAAGGUAUUUGAUUUAUUAAUGACAAUGAAACUCCCGGAAUUUGUGCUUUAUCAAAUUGACAAUGAAGGAAACAGUGCAAUGCAUCUCGCUGCCAAGUUUCAAGAGCAUAAACCUUGGCGAAUUCCAGGUACCGCAUUGCAGAUGCAGUGGGAACUCAAGUGGUUUAAGGGAUGGGUAUCAAUUAUUCCACUCACAAAUGACGUACUUGUAUCAGAUGCCCAAACAAAGGAUGUUAAGGAGACACGAAUAGUAGCAGCAAACAUGGAUAUAAAAGAAACGGUGAAAAAAAUCCUGGAAACCUUUCCGGCGAUCAUUCAAGAUUUGGAUGCGAAUGCCAAGAAUGCCCUGCUCUUGACAGUUAACCUCGCUAAGAUGCAAGAUCCCACAACCAAGGAUGUUAAGAAGGAGACACCAAUACUACUUGCAGCAAAGAUGGGUGUAACAGAAGUCGUAAAAAAAAUCCUGGAAACCUUUCCUGUUGCCAUUCAAGACUUGGAUGCAAAUGAGAAGAAUGCCCUGCUCUUAGCCGUUGAGAACAGGCAAAACAAGGUAUUUGAUUUGCUAAUGAUGAUGAAACUCCCCGAGUUUGUGCUUUAUCAAGUUGAUAAUGAAGGAAAUAGUGCGUUGCAUCUGGCUGCUAAGUUCCAAGAACACCAACCUUGGCGAAUUCCAGGUGCUGCAUUGCAGAUGCAGUGGGAAAUCAAGUGGUAUAAGCAUGUCAAGCACUCCAUGCCGCCACAAUGUUUCAUCCAGUACAACAAGAAAGGUGAGACUGCAGGAAAAAUUUUCAUGAAGACACAUGAAAAACUAGUAAAAGAUGGAAGUAAGUGGAUGAUCAAAACCUCCGAAUCAUGCUCUCUGGUGGCAGCACUCAUUGCAACAGUGGCAUUUGCUACCUCAUCAACAAUUCCAGGUGGUCCUGAUCAAAAGUCUGGUCAUCCAGUUCUCGAAAAACAACCUGCAUUCAAUGUUUUUUCUGUUGCUUCACUUGUUGCUCUCUGCUUCUCUGUGACUGCCCUGGUGUUUUUUCUAGCUAUCCUUACCUCAAGAUGCCAGAAAAAGGACUUCAAAAAGAGUUUGCCAAGGAAGCUUUUAUUUGGAUUAACCUCACUAUUCACCUCCAUAUCUGCAGUACUGGUCUCGUUCUGUGCAGGACAUUUCUUCAUGCUCAGCGAUCAAAUCCAUAGUGCAGCACUUCCCCUCUAUGCUGUAGCAUGUCUACCAAUAACCUUUUUUGCUUUUGCACAGCUACCAUUAUACUUUGAUCUCUUAUGGUCAAUCAUCCGAAAGGUUCCUGUUCGUAGCUACAAGGUAUACUACCAUUAGUGUUUUCCUGGCUAAUCUCCUUAAAGUUUGUUUUCAGUUUUAAGGACAUAUCUGUUACUUUUGGAGCUUGGGUUCUGUUUUUGCUCUGAUUAUUUUGGAGCAAUAGUUUCGUGUACAUUUUGUUUUUCAGUAUUUGAUGUGUUUGAUGUACUUGGAUAAGACA
Molecule: messenger RNA, 3022 nt
Organism: Coffea arabica (coffee)
Lineage: Eukaryota; Viridiplantae; Streptophyta; Magnoliopsida; Gentianales; Rubiaceae
Source: RefSeq, a predicted model, not a curated record